AAAUGAAUGCUCCAGAGUUGUGUAUAUUCGACGCCUUCUAUCUCAAAUACCUUAGCAUCGCUGUUCCACUGGUCUAUUAAUAGCCACGAGACUUUUACUGGAAGGAAAAUAGUUUGUCCCUGAUCGGAUUUGUCACCUGCAAUGUAAACGUUGAAGCUAGUCUUCAUCGUUGCAAAUCAAUGCUCUUGCAUCACAGGUUAUGGUUUAUUUGCACACGGCAUGUGGUGUUCUUUAAAAUUAUAUAUUAUACGACAGUAUUAUUUGUUACGCCCUCUUAUCAAAUAACCGUAAUAUUUUAGCCAAAUUGGAUCAUAUCUGCUUUCGUGUGCUACCGUCAUCUCGCGGUAGUUUAUGGAACUGCAGCCGGUUGAUGUGUGUGCAGAUCGUGCUGUUGGUGGUUAUAUUUGUAGUAGAAUAGUGAUAAAAGUCCUCAAAAGCGCAUAGUGGUGGUGUCUAAGUUGUCUGAGCACCUGCAAAAGGGCUGGUGCGUUUUAUGGAUCCCAGUAUAGGUUGGUUUCAGCCAGAGCAAGACGGACCAUCGAAAGUGCUGUGGACACGCAUUUGGGAAGCCCAAAAGGGGCUUGAUAGUAUGAAUAUUAUAGAUACUAGUCCAGCAAUAGGACAGAAAGGACAGGAUUACAUUCAUUUAGAUAGUUUAACGAACAAUGAAGAUUUUCAUGAUCGUGUGAUAAAUAAUAAUACUUACUACAAGCGCACACGCAGGAAAAGGAAAAAUCGUGCAAGUACUUAUGGCAUGAACUUUAACCAGGCGUCGUUGGUUGGUGAGCACGGUGGUUGCCCAUGGAGAAAUUCGAGUAAAACCUACGGCCGUGGUGUCAUCGGUCUUCAUGAAGAGAUCGAGGACUUUUACGAGUACAUGAGUCCAACGCAAGCAGAACAUGAGCUUCGCCUUAGUGUGGUUCGAAAGAUUAAAAAAGUGAUCCGUAGUUUGUGGCCAGAUUCGACAGUUGAAAUAUUUGGAAGUUUCAGGACAGGCCUUUAUCUCCCAACAAGUGAUAUAGAUCUGGUUGUGAUUGGCAAAUGGCAGACCCUUCCACUUCGGACGUUGGAACAAUCAUUGUUGGAACACAACAUUGCAGAACCAUCAUCAAUUAAAGUUCUCGAUAAGGCUUCGGUACCAAUAGUAAAGCUGAAAGAUCGGGAGUCGGACAUAAAGGUUGACAUCAGCUUUAACAUGAGCAAUGGUGUGAAGUCUGCAGAGCUCAUAAAGGACUUCAAAGAGCGCUUCCCAGUUUUGCCAAAGCUAGUCCUUGUACUAAAACAGUUCCUUUUACAGAGAGAUUUAAAUGAGGUUUUCACUGGUGGUAUCUCAUCUUACAGUCUCAUACUAAUGACGAUUAGCUUCUUGCAGUUGCAUCCACGUCAGAAUGCGUAUAGCCCAAACGCUAAUCUUGGUGUGCUGCUAAUUGAAUUUUUUGAGCUGUAUGGCCGUAAAUUCAAUUACAUGAAGACUGGCAUUCGCGUUAAGAAUGGAGGCACCUACAUCUCAAAGGAAGAGGUGCAGCGUGAUAUGGCAGAUGGACAACACCCUUCACUUCUUUACAUUGAAGACCCACUAACACCUGGGAAUGACAUAGGACGCAGUUCAUAUGGUGCACUGCAAGUAAAGCAGGCUUUCAGUUAUGCUUAUAUUGUGCUUACACAAGCUGUGAAUCCACUUAAUCACCUCAUCUAUGAUGCUAACAAGGCCAGUAUUCUAGGCCGAAUCAUCAGGGUGACUGAUGAAGUGAUCCAGUAUAGAGCAUGGAUCCGGGAAAAUUUUCCCAUAUCAUCUACAGAGACUGAAGGAGAGCAUGAACCUGAGGCUGAACCUGAAGCCGAGCCUGAAGCAGAAGCAGAGGAAUCCUUAAGCUCGUGCAGUGAUCAGUCAACUCUGGAUACUGGAGAUUCAAGUUUAACUUCCUCCAGCGAUUCGGUGGGUCAGCUACCGCUCCCGUUUGGAUUCAGAAAGCAGCAGAAGUUCGUCGAGGCGGGAAGUGACCAGUGUUCAGUACGAAAAUCUUCCAAACCACGCAACAGGGUUAGACUUCGAACAGAUAGUUGGAGUCGGUCGGAGAUAUCGUCACCUGUCAAGGGGCAUGACGACAACACGGGGCUGGCCCCGACACACAAGACACUACUCCCCGUCUGCAGUGACAACACAGCAACAACAUCGAGUAACACAACAGAUGACCUACCAUCCCACCGGUGUUCACCAGACAGUAGUGCCAUCUCUACAACAACAGCAGCAACAACAGACUGCACCUCCCACAACCAACAACAUUCAUCGAGGCCGUGCCAGCAAGCGGCGCAAGAGCGGACUUCCUCUACGGAACGGAGCCGUCCCCCCUCCGCCCCCGACCUCAACCGAGCGGUACGCCCGGUGAGGCCCAGUGAUGGCGCCCGUCCUCGUGGGUCUACACCUGGCCGACGUGUCCGAAUUUUUGCCCGCAGUCGGGCGUCGUGUGUCGCUUGACCUCUCUUCCUCACUUUGCAGCCAUGUGCCAAGUGUUGGGCGGAACUAGUUAAAAGUUCUUGCUGUUGGCAGGUGCAUUGACUGAGCUCUUGAAGUUGCAAAUCUACUUGCAACACUUUGAGAUGCACUUACGUGUGGGGCCACAUGUACCCUUGUGUGAUUAGACUGUUUUGAACAUGAUAAUCUUCAAUAAGUCUUAUUUAUAAAUGACUCGAGAAAAAAAAUGUGAGCCAUCGUGUACGUGUCUGUGUGAGCGCAUGCUUGAAAUGUGUGAAUGGGUGAGUAUUCUGUGUGGACAGUAACUGAAGAAGACAAUUCAGUGUAGUAUCGUGAAAACACAUUUAUAUCUGUGUAUUUAUGAGCUUGUAAUUUGUCAUGUUCCUUUUCUUCUUUUUCUUUUUUCUUUUUUUGUGAGUAUGUAUUCCAAGGCGUCUGCACUAGAAACCAACAGACUUUAAAUUUCAUGACCUAAGGGCUUCAGUGCAUUUAUUGUAGCAGCACAUGUGGUUGUCUUGUCUCUGGCAUCUUUGUGAUGUCACCAAUUGCCUCUUUUUCUGUACCACAACAAUUGUUUACCAAAGUUAUAAACUGAUCUUCUCAUGAAACCAUAGUUAAAUGUGAACAGCUGAAUUUUGGAGCAAGCAGUUCUGUAAAUGUGCUUCCAGUAAGUUACAUAUGUUUGAUAUUUUUAUGUAACAUUAAUUUUAUAGAUUAUCCCGGUAUAUGCAAAGGCACAAAAAAAUCCCUGAUUUUAUUUACCAGGACAGUGUAUUAUUUCUUUACACUAGCUUUCACAUGAAAGACACUUCAAUUUUUUAGCACUCAAGAAAUCAUUAUAGUUAUGGCUGUGUCGCAGUGAAUGUGUGCAAACAAGAGCAGUUUAUAAUCUUUUUACUAAUAGCUGUUACAGCUUAUUACCACACAAUAAAAGUUGUUUAACUUAUUUUAAAUUCACUGUCAUAGCUAUUUUAUUUAAAUCCUUUUAGAUUUCCUCCUCGAACACUCUGUGUUCAAGCCAGUUAAUCAUUUUUGUGUAUAUUUUCUCAUAUAAUCAGGGACUGAAUGUUUACUUGGACAUUUACAUAAAUUAUAAAAAUUAAUGGUAUAAAAUGAAGAAGUCGUUUGAAUAGAAUGUUUGUUGUCCUUUUUAAUGAUGUGUUUUGACAUGUUAUUACAGUGCUUCGCAGGUGAAACAGUCAGACAAAUAACAAGUGUGAGCAUGAAACCACCUUUGUCUUGCAAAAUUUGUUCAAGAAAGCCCCCGUUCAUAUGCAGUUUCCACAAAUUCUACUGUUAUGGUCAGCAUAAGAUAAAUUUAGUAGUAUCAUCAGAAAUGUGUUUAAAAAGUUAAUGUUGUGAGAGUCAUCUGAUAGAAAUUUUGCUUGCAUCAUGUAUGUCUUAAACAUAACUACAGAUUUGAUUUGUUUGGGUGACACAGUUUCUUCAUGUGUGCCACACUUAGUAUCUACACAGCUGGAUUUAUUUCAGAACCUGUGCAUUCACAAAGCCAUAUUAACUAUAUGAGGCAAUAACAUGGAAAGACAGAGAACUAUAAUAUUACUUGCAGGGAUGCAUACAGAAACUUGAUUACAACAUUAUAGAGCAUUAUAAAAAGAUUAUUAUAAACAUAAUUAAUUUAUCAGAUUGAACUGAAAAGUUUGGUGAAGAUUAUACAGGGAACAAAAGGAAAAACAGAAAGAUGCUGUCCCUAAUAAAAAAAUCCACUUAAAGAAAAGUAAGCUUUUCCCAGUACAAAUUUAUAUUAUUUUCAAGUGGUGCUUUAUUUCCUAAGUAUGUCAUACUGCUGAAAAUCGGUUAAAAGUUCAUCUGUUUUAUAUCUUCAAAUGUCUGGAAUUGCAGAAAGGAGGUGAGAUAGAAGAGGAUCACAUUUUAAAUUAGCAUUACCAACUCGAAGUACAGCUAGUUUAAUAUUCCAUGGAUCAUUUGUAUGAUUGCCGGCCACUGUGGCAGAGUGGUUCUAGGCGCUUCAGUCUGGAACCGCGCAUCCGCAACGGUCGCAGGUUCGAAUCCUGCCUCGGGCAUGGAUGUGUGUGGUGUCCUUAGGUUAGUUAGGUUUAAGUAGUUCUAAGUUCUAGGUGACUGAUGACCUCGGAUGUUAAGUCCCAUAGUGCUCAGAGCCAUUUGAACCAUUUGUAUGAUUCAUUAUAAUGUGGAAUAAGGUAUUUUACAUUCAUAUUACAUAGUAAUGUGUAAAUACGGCUACGUACUGACCAUUUACUUCCUUAAAUACCGUUGUGAGUUACUACUUCGUACCCACUACCUUUUACACAUUACAAAAGGGUUAUUCCAUGUGAAAGCAGUCGGUGGCUCUUGACAUCUCAGAUUUUUUUUAAUUCCCUGUACAAUGAUAGUAUUAAUUAUUUGCGUCAACAUUCUUAAACUUUUUUGGACCUUUUGUUUUUGAGUUAUUAAUUUUAAAAGUUUCAAGAGUUGUGAAAUUUUUGUCAAGUUUUGAAACAUAAAACUGGCCGUCUCAAAAGCUA
This is a messenger RNA of Schistocerca cancellata (South American locust), 4980 nucleotides long. RefSeq names its product terminal nucleotidyltransferase 4B-like. Lineage: Eukaryota; Metazoa; Arthropoda; Insecta; Orthoptera; Acrididae. Gene Ontology annotation, biological process: RNA 3'-end processing. The transcript is spliced from 9 exons. Bases 494 to 2476 code for a protein of 660 amino acids. Gene Ontology annotation, cellular component: TRAMP complex; nucleolus. Gene Ontology annotation, molecular function: mRNA binding; poly(A) RNA polymerase activity. The record is from RefSeq and is a predicted model, not a curated record.